AUGGAUGACGAUGAAGAUGCUGUCUUCUACUUCGAACUGGCAAGUGGCAAGAAGCAAAAGUCGGGCAAUCUCAAGCCCCAGCAACUGAUUGAGGAGCCCAUGAUUCAAGCGAUCCUUCAGGCCAUCCGGACAUUAUCGACGAAAGUCCAGGCGCGAAGAUUGUGUCUGUCUCAGAGCUGCUCUGGCCACUAG
Messenger RNA from Colletotrichum fioriniae, 192 nucleotides. The record is from RefSeq and is a predicted model, not a curated record. Lineage: Eukaryota; Fungi; Ascomycota; Sordariomycetes; Glomerellales; Glomerellaceae.